GCAGUCGCUUAACCAACUGAGCCACCCAGGCGCCCUAGAAAAAUAGUUCUGAUACUUUGAAGUUCUGGACCCCCAACACAAAGAAGCUCUAAACUAGUGCUUCUCACCUGGGAGCAGUUUUGUCCCCCAGGGGACAUCUGGCAAUGUCUGGAGACAUUUUUUGUUGUCACAACAGGGGAGGGGGUGCUCCUGGCAUCUCAGGGGUAGAGGCCGGGGGUGCUGCUAAAUAUCCUGCAAUACACAGGACAGACCCCACAACAAAUACUUAUUUCACCCCAAAUAGCAAAAAGUACCACAGGUGAGGAACCCAUGCUGAGAGAUAAGCAAUACAUAGGGCAGGCCCCCCACAAGUGACUGUGACUGAUCUCACCAUAAUGAUAAGGUUCUUCCUGGGCAGCAGGCAUUGGUCACUCUACUUUACUAGACACUCUCCAACAGAGAAGUUAUUUUUUCCAUUUUGCAGCUAGGAAAAUGGAGGCUAAGAAAAUAUAAAUAAUUUGCUCAAAGACCUCUGAUGAUCAAGGAGCUGGAACUGGACCUCUACCUGCCUGAUUCUGAGACCUGGGCUCCUAACCCCUGCCCUGCUGUCGUGUGUGUGUGUGUGUGUGUGUGUGUGUGUGUGUGUGUGUGUGGCCUCAGUCCUCCCUUCCCACAUUUAUUUUUACUAGUAAAGUGGCUAGUGUUUAUUUUGGCUCAGGAAACCUCUGCAGGCCCAGUUCAGAGGAUGCAUAUGUAGAAUUGCACCAGUCCUCAUGCACUGUGGUUGGGGGGCGGGGGCCUGCUGAUCUGCUUUCCCUUACUCUGCCCUCAGCUUUGAUGAGCCCACAGGCUCACAGCCACUGGGUCCUGAGAAGACUGUUACAGAUGAGGGGCUCUGGCCUUGAGCCAAGUUGUGUGUACCCCUGCUAAGCACUUUGUUGUGAGAUAAACUGGAAGACAAAGCAGAUAAGCAAACAGCCCAAGCAACUAAGGUCACCAUCUUCUUUUAUUGUUCAAGAGAGGAGAGUCCCUAUCAUAUACAGGGGGGAAAAAUGUUCUUUUGGGUGUUAGCCCUCCUAAUCCUUUGUGGUUUUCUAUGGAAUUAUAAAAGACAACUAAAGAUUGCAGACAUCACUGAUAAAUACAUUUUCAUAACUGGGUGUGACACGGGCUUUGGAAAUUUGGCAGCCAGAACUUUUGAUAAAAAAGGAUUUCAUGUAAUUGCUGCCUGUCUGACUGAAUCAGAAUCAAUAGCUUUAAAAGCAGAAACCUCAGAAAGACUUCACACCGUGCUUCUGGAUGUAACUGACCCAGAGAAUGUCAAGAGGACUGCCCAGUGGGUGAAAAAUCAAGUUGGGGAAAAAGGUCUCUGGGGUCUGAUCAACAAUGCCGGCAUUCUCGGCGUGCUGGCUCCCACCGACUGGCUGACAGUGGAGGACUACAGAGAACCUAUCGAAGUGAACUUGUUUGGACUCAUCAGUGUGACUCUAAAUUUGCUUCCCUUGGUUAAAAAAGCUCGAGGAAGGAUUAUCAAUGUCUCCAGCAUUGGAGGUCGCCUUGCAUUUAGUGGAGGGGGCUAUACUCCAUCCAAAUAUGCAGUAGAAGGCUUCAAUGACAGCUUAAGACGGGACAUGAAAGCUUUUGGUGUGCAUGUUUCAUGUAUUGAACCAGGAUUAUUCAAAACAGGAUUAUCAGAUCCAAUAAAAGCCACUGAAAAAAAACUCGCCAUUUGGAAGCAUCUAUCUCCAGAUAUCAAACAGCAGUACGGAGAAGGUUACAUUGAAAAAAGUCUAGACAAGCUGAAAGGCACGAAUUCCUUUGUGAACGUGGACCUCUCCCUGGUGGUGGAGUGCAUGGACCACGCGCUCACAAGUCUCUUCCCUAAGACCCAUUAUGCUGCUGGAAGGGAUGCCAAGACCUUCUGGAUACCUCUGUCUCACAUGCCAGCAGUUUUGCAAGACUUUUUAUUGUUGAAACAGAAAAUAGAGCUGGCUAAUCCCAAGGCAGUGUGACUCAGCUGACAACAAAUGCCUGCCCCUAGGCUAUGAGAUUGGCUGCUUUCAAGGACACAUCUCCUUGGUCUCAUUCCUCACCUAAUCCAAACUGGCCUCAUUUAGACCGUGCUUCUUUUGAUAAAUGAGGGGGUCCCACCCACACUGGGAAUGUCCCAGGGUCCCUUUUUAGGACUUCUUUGAAAAGAAGGGCAGCGAUGACCUAUCCCAUAGAAGGGCUCAAGAUUUAGGUUUUGCGGGGCACGUGGGUGGCUCAGAUGGUUGAGCGUCUCCCUUCGGCUCAGGUCAUGAUCCCAGGGU
Molecule: messenger RNA, 2291 nt
Organism: Callorhinus ursinus (northern fur seal)
Lineage: Eukaryota; Metazoa; Chordata; Mammalia; Carnivora; Otariidae
Source: RefSeq, a predicted model, not a curated record